AUGGCCGACUACGACGAUGCGUACGAGGAGGAGUUCUACGAUGAUAUGGAGGAGGGAAUCACGUCGGAGGACUGCUGGACGGUGAUUUCGUCUUUCUUCGACACGAAAGGUCUCGUGUCGCAGCAGCUGGACUCCUUCGAUGAAUUCGUUUCAUCGACGAUGCAAGAGCUGGUGGAGGAACAAGGCCAAGUUACCCUCGACCAGACUCUUCCUCCUGCCGAUGAUGAAGUCGACCCAGUCGUCCUCCGCCGUUAUGAACUCAAAUUCGGAACCGUCAUGCUUUCUCGACCCUCAGUCACUGAAGGUGACGGUGCGACUACUAUCAUGUUGCCUCAGGAGGCUCGCUUGCGAAACCUGACCUACGCCAGUCCCCUUUACCUCGGUAUCACUAAGCGAAUCAUGGAAGGUCGCGAACGGUUGAUCGCAGAUCGUGAGGAUGACGAAACGGUCCCAGAUGCGGAUGAGGACAGAAAGGCUCGUGGCACAUACCUGCAGUGGGAGCAAAAGGAGCUUCCCGCUGAUCAGGCGAAGGAGGAGACCGUGUUCAUUGGAAAGAUGCCCAUCAUGCUCAAGUCCAAGUACUGUAUCCUCAAGGAUCUGAGCGAACAGGCUCUAUACAACUGGAAUGAGUGCCCCUACGACUCGGGAGGUUAUUUUAUUAUCAAUGGAAGUGAAAAGGUCUUGAUUGCCCAGGAGCGAAGCGCCGGAAACACCGUUCAGGUGUUCAAAAAAGCGCCACCCAGUCCUACACCUUACGUUGCGGAGAUUCGCAGUGCGGUCGAGAAGGGUUCGAGACUGCUUUCGCAAUUGUCUCUUAAGCUUUUCGCCAAGGGAGACAGCGCCAAGGGCGGUUUCGGACCUACAAUCAGAUCGACUUUGCCUUACGUCAAGACCGACAUUCCCAUUGUCGUGGUAUUCAGAGCACUUGGCGUGGUUUCGGACGAGGAUAUCCUCAACCACAUUUGUUACGACAGAAAUGAUACCCCUAUGCUGGAGAUGCUGAAGCCUUGUAUUGAAGAAGGUUUUGUCAUUCAAGACCGUGAGGUCGCUCUGGAUUUCAUUGCCAAGCGUGGUUCUUCUCAGUCGAGCAUGAACCAUGAGCGCCGUGUCAGAUACGCACGGGAGAUCAUGCAGAAGGAACUGCUUCCUCACAUCUCUCAGAGCGAGGGUAGCGAGACCCGCAAGGCUUUCUUCUUGGGUUACAUGGUGCACAGACUCUUGCAAUGCGCUCUGGGUCGCCGUGAUGUUGACGACCGUGAUCACUUCGGAAAGAAACGUCUCGAUCUUGCCGGUCCUUUGCUUGCCAACCUGUUCCGCGUUCUCUUCACCAGAGUCACCCGCGACCUUCAGCGUUACGUCCAGAGAUGUGUUGAAACCAACAGGGAAAUCUACCUCAAUAUCGGUAUCAAGGCCAGUACCUUGACAGGAGGUCUGAAAUAUGCCCUCGCCACGGGUAACUGGGGAGAACAGAAAAAAGCAGCGAGCUCCAAAGCCGGUGUCUCGCAGGUGCUGUCUCGUUACACCUAUUCUUCCACCUUGUCACAUCUGCGCCGAACCAACACGCCCAUCGGCCGUGACGGUAAGAUCGCCAAACCUCGUCAGCUUCAUAACACGCACUGGGGUCUGGUCUGCCCGGCAGAGACACCCGAAGGUCAGGCUUGUGGUCUGGUCAAGAACUUGGCUCUGAUGUGUUACAUCACUGUCGGUACCCCCAGCGAACCCAUCAUUGAUUUCAUGAUUCAGCGCAACAUGGAGGUUCUUGAGGAAUUCGAGCCCCAAGUGACACCGAACGCCACGAAAGUGUUCGUGAACGGUGUCUGGGUUGGUGUCCACAGAGAUCCAGCUCAUUUGGUUAACACGAUGCUCUCUCUGCGUCGUCGUAACAUGAUUUCGCAUGAGGUCAGCUUGAUUCGUGACAUCCGUGAGCGUGAGUUCAAGAUCUUCACUGAUGCUGGACGUGUUUGUCGACCACUCUUUGUCAUCGACAAUGACCCGAAGAGUGAGAACUGCGGCUCUCUGGUGCUGAACAAGGAGCAUAUUCGCAAGCUGGAGCAAGACAAAGAACUGCCCCCAGAUCUUGACCCUGAGGAGCGUAGAGAACGCUACUUUGGCUGGGAUGGUCUGGUCAAGUCGGGAGUCGUGGAGUAUGUCGAUGCUGAGGAAGAAGAGCAUAUCAUGAUUUCCAUGACGCCGGAGGACCUCGAGAUCUCCAAGCAACUCCAGGCCGGUUACGCUCUUCCCGAAGAGGAGCUGAAUGACCCGAACAAGCGUGUCCGCUCAAUUCUGAGUCAGAGGGCGCAUACCUGGACGCAUUGCGAAAUUCACCCCAGUAUGAUUCUGGGUGUUUGUGCCAGUAUCAUUCCUUUCCCGGAUCACAACCAGUCGCCCCGUAAUACCUACCAGUCUGCAAUGGGUAAACAGGCCAUGGGCGUGUUCUUGACCAACUUCGACCAGCGUAUGGAGACAAUGGCAAAUAUUCUCUAUUACCCACAGAAGCCGUUGGCUACCACCCGGUCUAUGGAGUUCCUCCGAUUCCGUGAGUUGCCAGCCGGCCAGAAUGCUAUCGUCGCUAUUGCUUGUUAUUCCGGCUACAACCAAGAAGAUUCCGUCAUCAUGAACCAGAGCAGCAUUGAUCGUGGUCUCUUCCGCAGUAUGUUCUACCGUACCUAUACGGACACGGAGAAGAUGGUAGGUCUUACCGUUGUUGAACGGUUUGAGAAGCCCAUGCGUUCGGACACAAUCGGCAUGAGGAAGGGUACCUACGACAAGCUCGACGAGGAUGGCAUCAUCGCUCCAGGUGUCCGUGUGUCGGGUGAGGAUAUCAUCAUCGGCAAAACAGCUCCCUUGGCGCCUGAGGCAGAAGAGCUUGGCCAGCGAACCAAGGCUCACACCAAGCUGGAUGUGUCGACACCUUUGCGAAGCACGGAGAAUGGUAUCGUGGAUCAAGUCCUGGUGUCCACCAGCAAUGAUGAUCUCAAGUUCGUCAAGGUGCGCAUGAGGACGACUAAGAUUCCCCAGAUUGGUGACAAGUUUGCGUCUCGUCACGGACAGAAGGGUACCAUCGGUAUCACCUACCGACAGGAAGACAUGCCCUUCACACGCGAGGGCGUUGUACCCGACCUCAUCAUCAACCCGCACGCCAUUCCGUCCCGUAUGACCAUCGCUCACUUGAUCGAGUGUCAGCUCAGUAAAGUAUCGUCGCUGCGUGGGUUUGAAGGUGACGCGACACCCUUCACUGACGUCACUGUCGACUCUGUCUCUCGUCUGCUUCGUGAACACGGUUACCAGUCUCGUGGGUUUGAAGUGAUGUACAACGGCCACACUGGACGGAAGAUGGUGGCGCAAGUGUUCCUGGGGCCAACCUAUUACCAGCGUCUGCGCCACAUGGUCGACGAUAAGAUCCAUGCUCGUGCACGUGGACCGACUCAGAUUCUGACGCGCCAGCCUGUGGAAGGUAGGGCCCGUGAUGGUGGUCUCCGAUUCGGAGAGAUGGAACGUGAUUGUAUGAUUGCGCACGGAGCCAGUGCUUUCCUGAAGGAGCGUCUGUUCGAUGUUUCCGACCCGUUCCGAGUCCACAUCUGCGACGACUGCGGACUCAUGACCCCGAUCGCUAAACUGAAGAAGGGACUCUUCGAGUGUCGCCUGUGCAACAACAAACACCGGAUCUCGCAGGUCCAUAUUCCCUACGCCGCCAAGCUUCUGUUCCAGGAGCUGGCAGCCAUGAAUAUCGCUGCUCGUAUGUUUACCAACCGGUCUGGCGUGUCUGUGCGGUGA
This is a messenger RNA of Aspergillus clavatus NRRL 1, 3774 nucleotides long. Its product is annotated as DNA-directed RNA polymerase II subunit RPB2. Gene Ontology annotation, biological process: DNA-templated transcription. The record is from RefSeq and is a predicted model, not a curated record. Gene Ontology annotation, molecular function: ribonucleoside binding; DNA binding; DNA-directed RNA polymerase activity. Gene Ontology annotation, cellular component: RNA polymerase II, core complex. The coding region runs from base 1 to 3774 and encodes 1257 amino acids. The transcript has 2 exons. Lineage: Eukaryota; Fungi; Ascomycota; Eurotiomycetes; Eurotiales; Aspergillaceae.